AUGGAUAAUAUAGUACAACAUGUGGAUGAUGAAUAUAAUGAAGCCAAAUAAGAUUCUUAUUAACAACCUGAGAAGUUAUCAGACAAUUUAGGAAGAACUGUUUUCUUUGACUCGAACAAUCUUCCAUAAGUAGAGUGCUAUUACCAUAAAGGAUAUUAUAUAUCUAAUAUGUGUAGAGCACCUUAAUGUAUAAUACCUUUAUGUCCCCUUUGCAUUCAUCUUCAUUCUAAAGAGCAUGUCAAUGAGGGUACCUAUCCAGUAUUUGAAUCAUUGGAGGUCUUACUUAAUCAAGCAAGUGAUCAUGUUAAUAAUGAAUGUAAUCAUAUCUUUUAUAUCAUUUAUAGUGAAGAAAUUCACUAAUUCUUAUUAUGAUAUCAAAAAGCAUGUGAAUACUUUUGAGGUUCAUGCUGAUAAAACAAUAAAAAAAAUAAGAGAAAUAAAAAAGCGUAUUUAAGAUGUUGUAGAGCAAUUUUUCAAUGGUUUAGAGAAUGAAGUUUCACAUAAAUAGAAAAAGAAUGUAAAUAAUUAAGAAAGAGAUGCUAAACAUUUAUUAUAAAUGAUAGAAGAUCGAUGGAGAUCAAUGAAAUAGAUGUUAACUACAUUUUAAAGUUCAGAUUGUUUAACAGCACUUAUUCCUUAUUUUACAACAACAUUUUAAGAAGAUAAUCAUGUUUAUUAUAAAAAAAUAGGAGAAUAUAUAAAUGCAUUUCCAACAGUUAGUAGUGAAGUUCAUAUCGAUUAACAUAGAGCGUAUAAUAAUUGUAUAAUAAAAGUUCUGAGUUGAGUGUAUUUUUAAGUUCAAUAAUAAGAGUUCAACACACUUCAAUUCCUGAUUUUAUAGGUAUUCAUUAAUUACCAACAACAAAUGUUACUGAAAGCACAAAAAUAAGUUCUUUUUAAAGUAGUUCUCUUUAAGGUAGCAGAAUCAAAGAACCAUUGCGUGUAACUAUUCCUGAGAAGUAAACUUAAUUUGAAACUUUUGAUCAACGAAGAUCACCAAUUUAAGAUGUUAGAGCCUAAAGAAGUCCACCUCCUAAUUCUUAAUCUAUGUUUCCAUAUCCAAUUCAUGCUUCUAUGCAUUAAUAUCCUUCUUAACAUCAUUUACCACCUUAACAUUAUUUACCACCUUAACAUCAUAGAUUUUGA
This is a messenger RNA of Paramecium sonneborni, 1146 nucleotides long. The record is from the annotation of a GenBank genome assembly. NCBI's taxonomy places the organism in Eukaryota, Ciliophora, Oligohymenophorea, Peniculida, Parameciidae.